UAUCCUUGAGCGAUGCAGGCCACUGCAGUGCUGGAGACAGCUUCUGGUAAAGGCUGCCACAGAAAUGGAGGAAACAUCCAGAAAGAUGAGCCUUCUGAUCCUAAGAAAGAAAAUUUGUUGUCAUCUCUCAGUGGUUGUAAUGAAGCCAAAUUGACUUUUCUUGAUGAUGACUGGGAUUCCUUGGCAUUAGGAAAAAGAGCUAAUGACAAAGAAAUCAGCAGUAUUGACAAAAUAGAUUUAUUGGAACCAUCUUUUACUGUGAGUCCAGAUACUAACAGAGAGAGUACUCACUCUCAGUCAAGUGAGUUUGAAGAUAGUAUUGACUAUGCUUUCUUGAAUGAAACAUACUCUAUACAUUAUUCAGAGUCAAAACUAAAGAAUGAAAGUCUUACUCAUUUAAAUUCAGAAUUAGAUGCUGACAUGCAGAAAAGAGAGGAGGUGUUUUUUGAUAUUUUGGAACAUCAGGGUAAUAAGACUGUUGGCUUGGAAAGAAUGUACAAGAUUUCUGUUGACAAUCAUAAAGAAACUGCUGAAGAUGUGCAAAAGCAUGGCAUGGAUGAAGACUCACAGCAGGAAUAUCACAGUGCAGAAGAACAAGAGUAUAUAAACCACCAUUUAUCUUUUGACCAAACAACAACAUUAGACAUAUCUAACAUGGAAGUUUUGGGAUUAAGAAAUUCAGGUUAUGAAGUUAAAUGUGCUAGCAAUCUAGAAGAUAAUCAUGUUAAAUUGGGAAAUAAUUUUAGCAUCUCUUUAGAUUCAGUUGAUGUUUCUGGACAAGAUUCACCUCAUGUCUCCAAAUUUCUGAAUUCUGUUAUGUUAAGAGAAUAUCAUGAACCAAAGCAUGGAAAGUGUAAGGAACAAGAGACUAGUUCAACGUACCACACAGUAUUUGAUGAAAUUGUACUAAGGAGUAGCCCACUUGGACACCAGGAAUCUCAAUCUAAGAGUGGUUUCUUGAACCAUCAAAAAGCAUUAAAAACCAAAAUUUAUACUGGCAAAAUUAAAUCUCAAAUAACUGAAAGUAAAGAAUUUUGUGGAAAUUCAGUUGUUGAGAACAAAAUGUUACAGCACCUUAAAAAUCCAAGCACAUUACCGCAGGGCAAAGAUUUAGAGACAUUACUCCAACCCUCUAAAGAUUGUCAAACUUCCUGGACCUCUAUUUUUGAUAAUUCAGUAAUUUCUGACUGUGGCUAUUCACAUUAUGAAAGCCUACAAAACACCUCUAACCCAGCCUUAGAUUUUUCUGUUCUACCAAGGUCUGCGAUCAGAGAUAAUCAGGCAGUAGAAGAAGGUGGCUCCCCAAAAGCUGCUAAUGGCAAUGUCACCAAUAAAGCACGCUUUCACAACAUGGAAGGACUGUGCCCUGAAUCAGUGACCGAUGCAGCAGGUUGUACAGUCACAGUUAAUCAGACAGUGGAUGUUAGCACUGAUUUUAGGGCUUGUUUCACAACCAGCAGGGCAACAAGUGCAAGGUCUUCUGUAGUGUCUACGUCAAGCAACACGGAGAUAACAAUGAUGGAUGAAAAACAGCCUGGUGGAUGGCAAAGAGAGAAACGAAGUGUGGCUUGUAAUACGGAUUGGUCAUACAGUCAAGAUAAUGAGGACACGCAGAUGGCUGUGGCCAAAGGAUCUUUGGGAAAAUCUCUCUCGGUUGACAGUUUGAAACCUAAUGGAAAUUUCCUAAAUAAGAAUUCCCUGGAAUUAAGAAAAACCUGUGCUAUCACAGACUUAAGGAAACAUUCUGAAAGGGAACCUCAACUUUCUAAAGAGACAAAGUGCUGUCAGCAAAUAAUGCAGAGAGCCAUCAAAGCAGAGCUGCAUCUUUUGAAUGUUCACUAUCAAAUGUGUCAUCGCCACUGCAGUGAUAUUUACAAACUUGUAAUGGAAAAUAGGGAAGGAUUAAAUAGGAAUUUAUCAAGUAAUUCUGCUAAGAAGGAAUUAGGACCAGCACUGCUGUCAGUUUUAGGAGACUUAAAAGUUAGAUAUGUGAAUUUGAAAGAAAAAAUAAACAAAGGAAUACCACUAGAAGAGCUGCCUCCACUGUCAGUAGAAUCAAAAUUAUUAUCUACCUUCUCUACUUUUGCUUCCAGGUUAAUGAAAAAAGAAUCACAUGUCUUUUCAGAAGCAGAUUCUGAACUAGAUAAUCAAAGUACACGUGAUGCUGACAUUUCUUCGAGCCUAAAAAAGACACUUUCUCAAACGGCCCUAUUAUCUGACAACAGUCCUAAACAAGAUACAUCACCCAAGAAGGAUGGCUUAAAAACUAGUGAUAUAGAUGUAGACUUCAGUCAACUAAAACUUGAUGAUAAAGACUGCAAAAAUUACCAAGAAACAAGUGAAGACUGGUUUGAUGCUAAAGAGAACUUGACAGGAAUUGACUUCUCAGGAAUACAAGAACAUCAGACAGAACAGGACAAAGAGGGUCCGAAGUUUACACUAGAAAUGAAGAAUGCUGAACCCUUACGAAGAGAUAAAAGUUACUUGGUACAUGUUGGUGGUCUCUGCCCUUCAGUGUCGGAGGCUGAUUUAAGGUCUCAUUUCCAGAAAUACGAAAUUUCUGACAUUUCAAUUUAUGAUUCUUCUCCUAAUUACAGAUAUGCAUCUCUUGCUUUAAAAAAAAACAAUGAUGCAAGGAUGGCUGUGAAAGAAAUGAAUGGUAUAGAAAUAAAUGGGAAAUCAGUAAAUGUACGGCUUGUCAAAACUCCUGGAGAAUAUACGUCACCACUUUCCUCCAAAAAUGGAAAUAAAGUUAGUUUCAAUAAUUUGGAGAAAAGCAUCAGCAAAGAAAUCAACUCAACUGCUUCUAUUUCUAGAUUGCCCAGAACUAGGCCAAGGCAGCGGGGAUCUGAGCAAGACAGUGAGUUUUUCCCUUUUGACCAAAAGGGUGUCAAGAAGAAUUGUAAACAGAUUGAAUCUACUAAAUUAUUACCUGAUAUACCUAUUCAAUUCAUACCUCCAAAUACAUUGAAUUUGCGUAGCUUUACCAAGAUUAUGAAGAGACUGACUGAACUACAUCCAGAAGUUAGCAGAGACCAUAUUAUAGAUGCUCUUCAGGAAGUAAGAGCAAAUCAUAAAGGUUUUCUGAAUGGCUUAUCUAUCAGUACUAUUGUGGAAAUGACUUCCUCUGUUUUGGAAAACUCUGCUUCCAGUUAGGAAUAAAAGAAGCAAUAAGAGAAUUUCCUUGGGAAGCAUGAGUUCCCUCCUACAGAGAAUGUUCUGCAGCACUUAGGAAAACCUGUGGCACUAGCAAGAUGGUGUAAUCAAGUAGGCUUGAUAAGUGGAUUUAGCUGUUUAUGACAAUCUGCUUUAUAUAGCUAGUACUCUCUUAAAAUCUAGCAGCUGU
This is a messenger RNA of Camelus dromedarius (Arabian camel), 3346 nucleotides long. RefSeq names its product RNA binding motif protein 44 (gene RBM44). Gene Ontology annotation, molecular function: mRNA 3'-UTR binding. Gene Ontology annotation, biological process: mRNA splicing, via spliceosome. The record is from RefSeq and is a predicted model, not a curated record. Gene Ontology annotation, cellular component: catalytic step 2 spliceosome. The coding region runs from base 13 to 3156 and encodes 1047 amino acids. NCBI's taxonomy places the organism in Eukaryota, Metazoa, Chordata, Mammalia, Artiodactyla, Camelidae. The transcript is spliced from 15 exons.